Messenger RNA from Saccharomyces paradoxus, 1476 nucleotides. It is a transcript of the gene RRT12, whose product is annotated as Rrt12p. The transcript has a single exon. Gene Ontology annotation, biological process: proteolysis. The coding region runs from base 1 to 1476 and encodes 491 amino acids. The record is from RefSeq and is a predicted model, not a curated record. Lineage: Eukaryota; Fungi; Ascomycota; Saccharomycetes; Saccharomycetales; Saccharomycetaceae. Gene Ontology annotation, molecular function: serine-type endopeptidase activity.
AUGAAGCUACAGUGCAUACUCAUCUCUUUGCUGGUCAACCUCGCAUACGCAGAAGAAUAUUUGGUGAGAUUCAAAAAUCCUACAGCGUUCCAGCAAUUCACAUCAAAUUCCAACAGGUCAUGGAGACAGUUCAUUGACAACAAAAUUGAGAAGAAAUUCUCCAUUGGUUCCUUCCGCGGUGUGACCAUGAACCUGUCCAAAAACUUAGUUAACAAGCUAAAAAAAAGCCCUCUAGUCGCUGAUAUCGUGCCCAAUUUCAGGUUCGAAGCUUUUGAAGGAGAUGGCGCAUAUAGUGUCGAGUCGAGCUAUACGUUCAACACUACUGCCAAAUAUUCGUACGAAGACAUCGACGAAGAGCAAAACAUAACGUUUCAACCAGAUGCACCCCGUCACUUGGCCCGGAUUUCCCGCCACUAUCAACUCCCCUUCGACGUCGGAGACAAGAACCGCUACAAAAGCUGGUUCAAUUACUACUAUGAAGACGACUAUCAAGGCCAGGACGUCAAUGCCUAUAUUAUGGACACGGGCAUCUUCGCGGACCAUCCGGAAUUCGAAGACAGAGUCAUCCAAGGAAUUGACUUGACCAAAGAAGGGUUCGGUGACCAGAAUGGCCAUGGGACGCAUGUGGCGGGACUCGUCGGUUCCAAGACGUAUGGGGCGGCCAAGAGGGUCAACCUCGUAGAGGUGAAAGUCCUGGGCAAAGACGGGUCUGGGGAGGCCAGCAAUGUUCUGAGUGGACUGGAAUUCAUCGUGGAGCAUUGCGCAAAGGUCAGUCGCCCACAGGGCAAAAAAUGCGUGGCCAAUCUAAGUUUAGGGAGUUUUAGGAGCCCCAUAAUCAAUAUGGCUGUUGAGGGAGCCAUUGAAGAAGGCAUUGUUUUUGUUGCCGCCGCGGGCAACUUUAAUUUAGAUGCCUACUGGGCCUCGCCUGCAUCCGCGGAGAACGUUAUCACUGUGGGGGCCUUUGAUGACCAUAUUGACACAAUUGCCAAGUUCAGCAAUUGGGGCCCUUGCGUAAACAUCUUCGCACCUGGUGUGGAAAUUGAAUCGCUAUCUCAUCAGAAUUACAACGACACUUUGAUUUUGUCGGGUACCUCCAUGUCGACGCCCAUUGUCACCGGUGUUGCAGCAGUACUACUCUCAAAAGGGAUCGAGCCUGAAAUGAUAGCACAGGAGAUUGAGUAUUUGUCUACACGUAAUGUUUUCCAUAGAAGAACGUUGUUUUUCAAGCCUUCUACGCCAAAUCAGAUUCUUUACAACGGUGUAGAUAAACUGGACGAUCCAUAUGACGAUGAAACGUUCCCUCGAUUGAACAUAGAGGCAAUUGCUAAGGAAUUGGAAGAGUAUAAUGCCACUUUGCAAACUCCUAUGUCUGAGAAUCUUCAAUCCGGUUCAAAACUAUGGGGUUGGAAUAACGAUGUCACUCUGCCUCUUGGUGAAAUUCGGUUGAAAAGACGUGAUUUUAUGAAAAAUUUCUAG